AUGUCACAGAAAAGGAAAGAUAUAGAAUCGAACGAAGAGGAUAAACCAGAGAAGAAGAAGAAAAAACCUUCAUGUGCAAUCCCAGGAGGGUUUCCAGAGUACCCUGUCCUGCAGGAGGUUCUCAAGAGAUAUAGUUGGACCACGAUCAAGGACCCCAUAUUCACACCCAAGUACGAACCUCAUCUACCAUCAUGGAAGAACAUUCCAACGUCAGUGAAUCCAAUUGACUACUUCAAGUGCAUGGUUAAUCAAAAGUUGGUAGAUAGGAUGCUUUAUGACUCGAACAAACUCGAUCAAUUUCAGAAUGCAGCCAAGCUACAAUCAAAGGAAGUCUACACAUACAUUGGGUUGAUACUAGUCAGCGUUGUUAUGGGAAUCUCCAACCACCCGGACCUCUUCUCCCAUGGAGAGUACUCGUAUACAUAUCCUGGGAAGGGUGAGGCCAUGGGCAAGGACCGGUUCAGCGUCAUCCACCCUCACUUGACAAUCAACCUGGAGAAGAUGAGAAGCAUCCUCGAGACCAACUUCCUACAUCACCUGUCGCCAGGCACUUUUCUUACCAUUGAUGAGUCAAGGAUCAAAGCAAAACCAACAAUGCAUGCUGGCCUCAGUUACAACAAGGAGAAGCCAGAGAAGUGGGCGUUUGAAAUCAACACUAUUGGUGACACAGAUACACGUUAUUUGCUUGGGAUGAUGCCAUCAAAGGAGGCGACAGGAGAGAUAGCUUUGGCCCAAUUGAUUGAGAAGAUGCCACUCGAUAAAGACAAACACUACCACCUCACUGCUGACAGCAAGUUCUCAAACUUUGCUCAACUCAAGAGACUCAAACUUAUUGGCAUCGAAGCAACUCUCUGUAUUAAAAAGGGCAGACUGCCCUCAGAGGUCUACAAGGUUGGAAUAGCUAAUUGUUUGCCUCCAGGUCUCUCCAGGUUUGCUACACAGGAAGGCAUAAUUGCUGCAGCUUACCACAACAAGAAAAUAAUCCAGCUCGCGACAACCUUCUUCGAUGUCCAGGAAUCUCCAGAGAGAAGGUUACAAUCUGAACGACAGGAUAUACUAGAUUUGUAUGACGACACCAAGAGAGGUCUUGAUCAGUUCAACCAACUUGCAACUUACUUCUGGCAUGACCAUCCCCAUUCCUCACAACAACAGAGUCAACAACUUGGAUACAUUUCCUAUGCCCUUACCAACUCCUAUAUAAUGUAUACAAGGAAUGUCAAAGAUCCAAUGUCUCAUCGUAACUAUGUCAAGUCGAUCGCAAAGAGUCUGCUUGUCAAGAAUGAAUGA
This is a messenger RNA of Acytostelium subglobosum LB1, 1287 nucleotides long. RefSeq lists its product as hypothetical. NCBI's taxonomy places the organism in Eukaryota, Evosea, Eumycetozoa, Acytosteliales, Acytosteliaceae. The record is from RefSeq and is a predicted model, not a curated record. The transcript has 2 exons. Bases 1 to 1287 code for a protein of 428 amino acids.